CUGUUUGGGCUAUGCGUAAAAAUUGGCUAUAUUUGUUCAUGCGUUACAAGUGUUAAUAUUAUAAUUUUUAAUUUUAUCUGUUUAUUUGUGACUCAUUGUUCAAUGGAAGUUGAACGUGAAAUUCUUCGUGUUCUACCCUAGUCGAUGGAUCUUUUGACUUAGAAAAUACUUGAGUGACAUUUGAUUAUCAUAGCGUUGCAUUCUGACAUUCUAAAAAUAAGCGCUAAUUAUUACAUAUACAAAAAAUAUUGAAGAAUUUUAAUUAUUUCGUCACUCAUAACGAUGUUGUAAAUAUAGUUUGACGAAGGAAAAAUAUUUCUUUAUAUUAUACAAGUAUAUACUCGUAUAUUUUGAUAACCUAUCCUAAAGAACUAACCUCAAUAUGAGUUACAACAAAAAGGUAUCAUACUUCUACAAUCCGGACGUAGGAAAUUUCCAUUAUGGCCCCGGACAUCCAAUGAAGCCUCACAGACUUGCUGUAAUCCAUAGUUUGGUAUUAAAUUAUGGUUUGCACAAGAAGAUGCAGAUCUAUCGUCCAUAUCGUGCAAGCACUCAUGAUAUGUGUCGCUUUCAUUCAGACGAGUAUGUUGAAUUCUUACAAAGAGUGACUCCACAAAACUUGCAAGGAUACACCAAAUAUCUAAGUCACUUUAACGUAGGUGAUGACUGUCCUGUUUUUGAAGGAUUAUUUGAUUUCUGCUCCAUGUACACGGGUGCUUCUCUAGAAGGUGCUACAAAACUGAAUAAUAAUUGCUGUGAUAUCGCUAUUAAUUGGAGUGGAGGGCUGCACCAUGCAAAGAAGUUUGAAGCUUCUGGUUUCUGUUAUAUUAAUGAUAUCGUAAUAGCAAUCUUAGAAUUGUUGAAAUACCAUGCUAGAGUACUUUAUAUAGAUAUAGAUGUCCACCAUGGGGAUGGAGUACAAGAAGCAUUUUAUCUCACGGAUAGAGUGAUGACGGUAUCUUUCCACAAGUAUGGAAACUAUUUCUUUCCUGGUACUGGAGAUAUGUAUGAAAUUGGAGCAGAAAGUGGGCGAUAUUAUUCUGUUAAUGUACCCUUGAAAGAGGGCAUUGAUGAUACAUCUUAUGUUCAAGUAUUUAAGCCUGUUAUAUCUCAUGUAAUGGAGUUCUUCCAACCAACUGCUAUAGUUCUACAAUGUGGAGCAGAUUCGCUCGCAAAUGAUCGUCUUGGCUGUUUCAGUUUGAGUACAAAAGGUCAUGGAGAAUGUGUGAAAUUCGUGAGAGACCUAAAUGUGCCAUUGCUUACUGUUGGAGGUGGAGGAUAUACUUUGCGUAAUGUUGCGCGUUGCUGGACCUACGAAACCUCUUUGCUCGUCGAUGAACAAAUCAGUAAUGAACUACCCUAUACAGACUACCUGGAGUACUUUGCACCAGACUUUACAUUGCAUCCUGAUGUUGUAACUAGACAAGACAAUGCGAAUAGCAAACAGUAUUUAGAGGCUAUUACGAGACACGUUUACGAUAACUUGAAAAUGAUUCAACACUCUCCAAGCGUCCAAAUGCAGGAUGUUCCAUGCGAUGCAUUGCCUCCAGAAGAAGAAAGGCAACCAGAACCUGACCCUGACUCCAGGCAAAAUACACAGGACACUGAUAAGAUAGUUGAACCAAAUAAUGAGUAUUAUUCCGGAGAAAAAGAUCAGGACAAAAUGGACGUAAGUGAAUCGUGAUAAAGGUCGGGACAAAUUAAACAUAAAAUAGAAAUAACGUUGUAGUAGGACUACGACUAUGUUCACCAGUAUGGUACAACAAACGACUGAGAACUAAUUUCUUUUGACACGAAACUUGUAAAUACUAUAUACAAAACUUAUAAAUAUCAUCGAUUUAUUAAAGACUUUUUUCUUAAUUUGUGCAUUUACCAACUUCCUGUUAUAUAAUAAGAUAUAAUAACUCCCAAUUUUUAAAUAGUCAUUAGGCAAGUUUAUUGUUUUAUGUCAGACAGCAUAUUGUCUACAAUGGUACAACAAUGACGAUGAGGAUGAUAUUAAUAGUAGCAAUAGUAUUAAUAGUAAUAAUAGUAGCAGUAGCAGCAGCAGUAGUAGUAGUAGUAAUAAUAGUAGUAAUAGUAAUAAUAAUAGUAAUAAUAAUAAUAAUGAUGAUAAUAAUAAUAAUAAGAGCAAUAACGAUAACGUUUCUAUCUCUGUUUCGGGGCUAUUUCGCUAUAUCACAGAGAACUUAAUCUUCAUGAAUAUUUUCGUUCGUUCUUUACUAUACUCAGAAAGUAGAACUUAAACGAUGCUUUCUUCUCUCUCUAAUAAAUUUGCUGCUCGGCUUCCGUAUAAUAUUAUAAUAUAUAUAUAUAUACUAAAAAACGUGACUAAUACAAUAAAUUAGGUUUUCUCUUUUUUAAAUUAAGGCGCUUCAUUCUGUACAUUCGUUCUUAAAACUUUACAAAAGUUUCUCGAAAAAUAAUACAAGUAGAAAAAUACUCACAGUAUGAGAGGAACGGAAAUAUUUACCUCGACACUUGUGUCAGUUACAAAAAAAUGCAAGACUUA
Molecule: messenger RNA, 2512 nt
Organism: Bombus pascuorum
Lineage: Eukaryota; Metazoa; Arthropoda; Insecta; Hymenoptera; Apidae
Gene: HDAC3
Product: histone deacetylase 3
Exons: 1
Coding region: 383-1684 (433 amino acids)
Molecular function (GO): histone deacetylase activity
Source: RefSeq, a predicted model, not a curated record